Messenger RNA from Vitrella brassicaformis, 4392 nucleotides. The record is from the annotation of a GenBank genome assembly. Lineage: Eukaryota; Vitrellaceae.
GGACGCCGUGGGACAGAUCUGCACCGCCAGCGUGUGAUGAGUGAAUUAUGCACCCAAAUGGACUCAUCUACCGCCUCCUGUGGUCGCAGCUUCUCGUCCUGAUCCAUCUCGCCUUGAAGGGACCCGACGGAGAUCUGGCUGCCGCUGCACGUCAUCAAUCAUCCAAACGGCGUCCCUGCGGCUUUGUUCCACUUCUCCGACCUCUGCCAACUCGCUGCAGCAUGCGGCGAAACGGGGUGGCGCACAGCGGUUUAGCCAGGGAUGGGUGCGGCAUGGCUGACUCAGAGAGAGGUUGCCAGGAGAUGGACCAGAGGAGGCGAGGUGUAUCUAUGGCCACGAAGCAGUCGCCUUCGGCUCCCCCUGUUGCUGGGAAAAGGCAUACAGCGGAUGGUCGCGAAAUGCGCCGUGUGCUAUACAAAGCGACGAGGGGUCCUCGACGGGCAUCGCUUCGGGCACUGAUGCGACCAGGCGUUUAUCGGACACUUCGGUGAGCCUGUUAGAAACAAUCACUACAGCUUAUCUCCGCGUUAUUUGUCCCUCCCUCCCUCUGUGUUGUUCCACAUCUCAGUUCGAUACGGACCGAGAAUGCCAUAGUCAAGGCAGCAGGUGAUGGCAUGCGGCCGCUGCAGUCCCUCUUGCGCGACAUGCUCACCGCCCACCCAACUCUUCUCCCUUCCUCGACCUAUCGCAGCACACCGGCAGCCUGGGACGAUGACAAGGCGCCUCUCGCUCUCGACCCCACGUGCUGCAUCACGGCCUUGUGGCACCUGGCGCACGACGACGGAUGCAGCAGCAGCAUCGAAGACUCCACACAGAUGAGUCCAUACGAGGCAGCGCCGCACUCGUCUGAUCGGCCCCUUCCCGACCUUUCGUUGGUCCUGCAGCUAGUGGAAGCUCUCGUGAAUUAUCAUCACUCUCGCUCGGCGGUAGCCAACGACGGUCAUGCGGCUGCUUCCCGAGUGGUGCGAUGGACCCCUGAAGAGCUGGUCAGUGCUGCCUGGGCGGCCGCCACGCUGCUGCAUCGCUAUCAUCAGCCGAGAAGGGGGAACCACGCGGCUGUGAGGCAGCUGAGAGAGGCUUGCGCGCGCCUGUAUGACGUUGUUCUGGUGCAUGCGGCGGGCCAGCUGCACAACUUCCGGCCGAUUGAGCUGGCGCGGCUUCUGUGGACCCUGACACGAGUGCGUGACCCUGGCUCGGUGACGAUUGAAAUCUCUCAGGGAUGGUCCUCGGGAGAUGAGCCGCCCAGAAGAGGCAGGCGACUGAGGGCGGUGCUCGAGGAGGCGGCUUCCGUCAUGACGGCGACGCUGAGUCAGUCGACCCCCUACUCAUGCAGCACUAUGCUGUGGGCCCUGGUGCGGCUGUGGCCAAACAAGACGACUCUCCAGGCAUCCCCCCUCUCGCCCGACGAUCCUAUCGAUCACACAUCAACGAUCCCCACACCGACCCAUUCUGCCGACGGUCGUGCAGGUGCACAUCUUCAGCCCGUCUACUCUGCGCCGAUAAGAGGACUGUUCCGCAAGACGGUCGAGAUGCUGCUGGCCCCGCUGUCAGAUGGCGACGAAAUAGCGGCCGUCGACAGCUUCCCGGCCCGCGACUUUGCACUCCUUCUGUGGUCGUGCACGCACUCGGGGCUCUUUCGGGACAAUGGUGGUCUAUCACGGCAGCUGUCCUCGGCUGUUCUCCGGUUCUUCAAGGCACAGCAGACGUAUGCGCCGCCUGAGGGCGUGAGGAGCGGCGAUUCGGCAACAUUGCCAGAGGACAUUACGGGGGAGGCCAUGAAGCUGCACGAGGGGCGGUCGGGCGAUGGAUCGUUUCCGCUGACGUGGCGGCGACAUCGGACGCCGAUGGGGGCGAACCCGCAGGAUGUGGCCCUCAUCUGCUGGGCUGUCGCCGAUAUGGGGCUGCUCGCCGACACCAAACAGACAGAUCAGGUUGGUGAUGGUGGGUGGGCAGAUGAGAUGCAGUCAGUGAAAUCCAUCCAUGCAUGUGUCUGUCAAUCAGUUGGUAGCGUGGCUGUGGCCCUACGUGUGGCGGUACAGCAACAUCCAGCCCGACGGCCUCAACCCCAACUCCACCACCCACACCGACAGCCCAACCUUCGCCUCUCUGGCCUUCCCAAAGGUGACCAACCGCCCCUCCCCCGCCCGCCUCUUCCGGCCCAUCGAGCUCACAUCAGUGGCCUGGUCGCUCGUCAAGCUCGGCAUCCGCCGGCCGGCCAUCCACCACGCCAUCAGCCACCGUCUGCUGCAGUACCUGCGGUCCCAUGUGGAGGCCAUGAGGGUGCGUGGAAGGGAUGCCGUGGCUGCGCUGCCGAGAGGCGUGACGCCUGGCAGUCUGGCGAUGCUGCCGUGGUCGCUGGCGCGUGCUGGCCUGGUGCAGGGGCGGAUGGCGCCGCUUGUGACCGAGGUCAUGGAGGUCGCCAUCGUCGAGGCCUUCGCUACCAACUUCACGGGCUUCUCUGCUCAUGUAAGGGACUUGACUGACUGACAUGGGGCACACGUGGGGCUCGACAUAAAGCGCUCUAUGGCUGGCUCGUUUGCCUUUGCUUUGUUCGUCCAGGAGGUGUCUAUCCUUAGCUAUGCCGUGUCGAUGGCCAACCUGGAUGACCGCGUCAAGCGAGUGAGCCACCGACAUGACAGCACAGACGACUAAGUACCGUUCGUUGCUCUCCUUUGUUGUGUCAAGGCAUUCUUCGAAGAGGUGUCGGAUCACUUCGCGCCGACGAUCGGCAGCUGGCACCCACACCACCAGGCGCUGCUCUCAUACGCCCUCCACAAGUCAGCCAUCUGCGACCCACCCAUCGUCAUGGCCAUGGCCACGGCCCUCAAGAGCGCAGCCAACACACCAGGGGGCCUCUCGCGGUACCACCCCGAUGUGCUCUUCAGCCUCAUGGUGGGGCUGCUGAGCUGCGACAGUCAGGUGGAUGCAUUGAGGGGCUUCCGCAGACCCCGGGGAGUGCUGCUGGAUGUGGCGGCCUAUGUGGCUGGCUGGGUGAGGCAGCGAGGGCACGGCCAGAGGGUCAAGGGCCUGUCGCUGGCAACGCUGCUCGACCUGUGGGCUGAGAACAGGCUGCCGGGGACACUCGACAUUGCGUGAGCGAGCGAGCAGGCCAGGCCCGCCAAGAUGAUUGAGUGUGUCAGCUGGUGGUGUAUGGCUGCUGUCCGCUUCAUCUCUAUCAGGUCUGCCAUUGUAGAGGACACCCAUGUGCUGGGCCGCUUCUCGCCGCUGAGCCUCUGCAUCGUCCUCAGCUCCCUCGCCAAAACAGGUUGGUUGGUGCAAACAUACGUAACCGUCAGUCAUAUCAUCUGCUGCUGAGUGCUUGCUUUGCUUUCUUUGCCGUGGGUACAGGUGUUGGCGUGUCCGACGGCUAUCUGGCCCGUGCAGCCGACAUGAUGGCCGCCAGCAUCCACGAGCUCAUCCAGACCCUCCCCAACACCUCGUCUGAACCAUCCGUCGACACCACGGCAGAGACACCGGCCCCCCUGGCCGACGAGUGGCUGCCAUUCCUGGCCCUCCCUGACAGCAGUCAACACGUGCAGUGCCACCCGCACCCCACCGCCGGCAUUUCCGACGAGGCGUCACCCCUCACUGUGCGUGGCUUGGUCAUGGGCCUCUGGGGGCUGGCGGUGCUCUCGACACGGCUGGUGGGUCACACACAAGACCAAGACGGGGGCGAGAGUGCGGGCGCGGCGAGCUCGCUCGUGGGCCAGGCGGUGGACGCGGCUGUGGAGCUCUUCGACGACACAAAUGUCCUCGAGAGGAUCAGAGGAGGUCAGUCAGUCAGUCACACACACACACACCCACGCACACACAACAUCCGUCAUGCCACCUACCCGUCCAUUGUGGCUGUCUGUCUGUGUGCCUGGUACAGAUGUGUUGCUGCUGCCAGCAGCUGCCGAGGCCUUCGCGAUAGUGGGGCAGUACGGCCACCGGCUGGACGAGCAGCCCCGCUACCGGCGCGUGGUGCGGACUCUAGCCUGCUUUGCGGUGCCGAUGCUCACCGAGGGGUCGGUGGGCGAGGCGGACCUGGCGCGGCUCGUCAACGCUGUCGAGUGCCUCCAUGAGUGCAAGACAAUCGAUCGGAGUGGACCAGUCGACCAAUGAAUGGAUGCAAUGAUGAGGGGUUGCACUUCUGAGUAGCGACGGACGGCUGGUCGGCACAGCCAUCCCUUUUGCCAGUGUGUGUGGGCUCGGAAGAAGAAAUCACAUGUGUACAAUCUGUGUGACGGAUGUGCAACGGACAGAUUGAAACAAAAGAAAGAUGGGUCGCUCGGGUUGGUAAUCUAGCGAGAAUCGUCUUGUGUGCUGCAUGGCAUCGAUGGCGCCCCAGAGAAAUGGGUCUGUGUUUGAUUGAUGACUAAAUGCACGCGGGGGCUUCAAUGCUCGUUGGUC